AUGCCUUCAUCAACUUCCUCAGAAUACCGUAUGCCAACCCUUGAAGAAGAGAACUGUGUGAUUUGCGGGGACCUGGUGAAGAGCAAUCGAUUAGGAGCACCAGCCUGUUGGAGUUGUAUGAUAUUUUUUCGAAGAGGUGUCAUUCGAAAAUCUGGCUUCGUAUGCCCUAGAAAUAAAGACUGUUGUGUAGUGAAUGAACUUCGAGUCUCUUGCCGUCACUGCCGGUUCCAAAAAUGUCUCCAAUCUGGGAUGAAGCCAUCUUUUGUUGUCACUCGGGACACUUUGGAACCUCGAACUCCACCGCCAUCCAUCAUAGAUAUCCCCAAAAAUCUUGUGGAACCUCUUGUCAAACUUCAAGACUCUCUAUUAGAAGAUCAUCAGAAGCAGAUGAUACAUCCUUUUAGAAGAGCGACAGUAGCCGAUGUGAAUCAAAUGUUUAAAUGGAGUUUCAAUGAUUCGAUCAAGUGGGCAUCGAAUUUUGAGCCAUUUUUAAGACUGACGAAUGAGCAGCAGAAAUGUGUCAUUUCGGAGUUUGGUUUUGCGUUUUUCAUUAUUGAUCAGGGAUUCGAAAAUGCAAAGCAUUGGCGGAAGAGAUGCUGGAUUUUGCAAAAUGGAACUUUGCUAUACUCGGAUUAUUUUAAAGAACUAGAAGAUAGCAGAGGAAUUUUGGAGUUUGAUCCGGAUUUGAUAAGAUCGCAUUCUGAAUUUGUCGAAUAUCUUGAAACUUCGAUCAAACGGCAAUUCCAAAUUCUUCAGAUUGAUAAAUUUGAAGUCGCGGUUUUGAAAACGCUAUUAUUGUUUUCGAGUUCCUUCCCGAAACGUCACAUUUUUACGGAUUUCCAAGAGAAAACUGACGCUUAUAAGAACAAGUGUUUGGAAGAAUUAAUGGAAUAUUUAUCAGAAAAAUAUCCAACAAGUUGUGAGAUGAGAUUUGGAAAAUUGAUUUUGUUUAUGGGCGAUAUUCGGAAUGCAAUUAAAGUUGUCUAUAAUCAUACGAAAAUUUCGGAUCUUUUCGAUUCGAGAAAGUUUGAUAUGUUUGUUAGGAGCUUUUUCUUGUCUUAA
Messenger RNA from Caenorhabditis briggsae, 1062 nucleotides. It is a transcript of the gene Cbr-nhr-270, whose product is annotated as Protein CBR-NHR-270. Lineage: Eukaryota; Metazoa; Nematoda; Chromadorea; Rhabditida; Rhabditidae. The coding region runs from base 1 to 1062 and encodes 353 amino acids. Gene Ontology annotation, biological process: regulation of DNA-templated transcription. Gene Ontology annotation, molecular function: DNA-binding transcription factor activity; zinc ion binding; sequence-specific DNA binding. The transcript has 4 exons. The record is from RefSeq and is a predicted model, not a curated record.